AAGGAAAGAAACGUCCAAUAUUUUUUUUUAGCUGGACAUCCCGUUACGGUCUAGCUCCAUCUGAUUAAUUUGUAUAGAGUCUGCGGUUGCCCCGCAACUGCCUUUCGCGUUCAUCAGGCACGUUCGCAACUUCAGAUCAAUCCAAUCUCCCACCAACUGAAUUAUACGCACCGACGUCCUCAUCUACCUCCGAAUACAUUUAUAUUACCGCAUAAACUUUCGAUAUGUCUUCUUUCGAACCCUCGCUAUCCACCAGUGGCAUGCGACCGCCAUUGGCAUCUGCAGAAGCUCCGUCCAUGGCAGAUUCUCUCCCGAGCCUCAAUUUCGGUUUCGAAGAUUUGCGAAGCCGAAUGGCGCAAUUCACAGCAAAGUUUGACGCGUUCAUUGAAAAAGGACGGAAACAGGUUUUGCAGGAACGUAAUCAGUUUCAUAGCAAUUUGGCCGAGCUUCAGAAGGACUAUGAUAUGAAGCAAAAUGAUGUUAAGAUCUUAACAUCAAAAACCCAAGAUCACCAGCAAACCAUCCAGAGGGAAGCAGCCGAAGCCGCAGAAAUCCAUGCACAUAUUUCCUCAAUCACACUCGAACGCGACAACCGACUGGCGAAACGGGACAGACUGAAGCGACAAAUUGCAGAAACACAGAAUGCAAUCGAUCAAAAACUACAGGCGCAAAAGGCGCACGCUCAAUAUCUUGAUUCUCAAGCACGACUAAACGUUCCCGAGCUAGAGUUUUGGCAGGAUUAUCUUUGUAUGCGAAUUGAAGGCGCCGGGCGAGAAGAUCGGUUGAAAAUUGUUUAUACACAUCUGCUUGAGAAGGAUUGGGAGAAAGAGGCGUGGUUUGAGUUAGGUACUGCUUCCAGGGAUUACGAAAUAUAUCAUACCAAGCCCAAGUUGGACAGGGAAGCAAUUGAACGCGAAUUGGAAAUUGUCAAUGAAGAUCGAGAUUUCGGCGCUCUUUUGAAGAGGAUGCGUCGGCUAUUUGUCGAGUCUAUGAAGUGA
This is a messenger RNA of Talaromyces stipitatus ATCC 10500, 998 nucleotides long. RefSeq lists its product as uncharacterized. The transcript is spliced from 2 exons. The record is from RefSeq and is a predicted model, not a curated record. Gene Ontology annotation, biological process: chromosome segregation. NCBI's taxonomy places the organism in Eukaryota, Fungi, Ascomycota, Eurotiomycetes, Eurotiales, Trichocomaceae. Bases 225 to 998 code for a protein of 257 amino acids. Gene Ontology annotation, cellular component: Ndc80 complex.